This is a messenger RNA of Lolium rigidum, 1677 nucleotides long. RefSeq names its product inosine-5'-monophosphate dehydrogenase-like. The record is from RefSeq and is a predicted model, not a curated record. The transcript is spliced from 4 exons. NCBI's taxonomy places the organism in Eukaryota, Viridiplantae, Streptophyta, Magnoliopsida, Poales, Poaceae. The coding region runs from base 42 to 1529 and encodes 495 amino acids. Gene Ontology annotation, cellular component: cytoplasm. Gene Ontology annotation, biological process: GTP biosynthetic process. Gene Ontology annotation, molecular function: IMP dehydrogenase activity.
CCGCGCCGCCGCAAAACCCUAAACCCCCUGCGCCGCCGCAGAUGGCGGACCUCUACGACGACGGCGUCCCGGCGUCGCUCAUCUUCAGGCGGGGCUACUCCUACACCUACAACGACCUCAUCCUCCACCCGGGCCUCAUCAACUUCCCCGCCGACGCCGUCGACCUCUCCACCCGCCUCUCCCGCAACAUCCACCUCGCCGUCCCCUGCGUCGCCUCCCCGAUGGACACCGUCUCCGAGGCCGCCAUGGCCGUCGCCAUGGCGGCCCUCGGCGCCGUUGCCGUCGUCCACUGCAACACCGAGGCGCACAUCCAGGCCGCCAUCGUCCGCGCCGCCAAGGCCCGCCGCCUCCCCUUCGUCUCCUCCGUGCCCAUCUUCUCCCUCGCGUCCGCCCCAUCCCUCGCCGACUUCGCGGGCCACGACUACGCGCUCGUCACCGAGGCCGGGGACUCGCUCUCCAAGCUCGUCGGCGUCGCCGUCGCCGCCGACGCCGCCAAUCCAACCGCCCAACUAUCCGACUACAUGCGCCCUGCCCCGCGCUCCGCCUCGUCAUCCUUCGAUUUCGAGCAGGCCGCGGCCUUCCUCGCCGACGAAAAUCUCGACUACGCCCCUCUCCUCUCCGAGGAGGGCGAGGCAAUCGACCUCAUCACCUCCAAGGACGUCGAGCGCAUCCGGACCUACCCCAAGCUAGGCAAGCCGUCUCUCGGCGCAGACGGGAAGUUCAUAGUCGCAGCCUCGAUUGGAACCCGCGAGGAUGACAAGCGGAGGCUGGAGCAGCUGGUUCAGGCGGGAGCCAACGCUAUCGUCAUUGAUAGCUCGCAGGGGAACUCCACCUACCAGAUUGACAUGAUCAAGCAUGCCAAGAAGAUGUUUUCACAGGUCGAUGUGAUUGGAGGCAACGUGGUGACGAUUGCGCAGGCGCAGAAUUUGAUUGCUUCUGGAGUUGAUGGACUGCGUGUUGGAAUGGGAUCUGGAUCUAUCUGCACCACCCAGGAGGUCUGUGCUGUGGGCAGAGGACAGGCCACUGCAGUGUACAAGGUUGCAUCGUAUGCCAAUGAUCAGAAUGUGCCAGUUAUUGCUGAUGGUGGAAUUUCAUUCUCCGGGCAUAUUGUGAAGGCUUUGGCACUGGGGGCGUCAACUGUGAUGAUGGGCAGUUUCUUGGCUGGCAGCCAUGAAGCUCCCGGGGCCUACGAAUACAAGGACGGCCACCGAGUAAAAAAAUACAGAGGCAUGGGCUCACUUGAAGCCAUGACAAAGGGGAGCGAUGCAAGGUACCUUGGUGAUACUCUGAAGCUUAAAGUUGCCCAGGGAGUCGUUGGGACUGUUGCUGACAAAGGUUCUGUGCUGAGAUUGAUUCCGUAUACUAUGCAAGCUGUUAAGCAAGGAUUCCAAGAUCUUGGGGCAUCCUCUUUGCAGUCAGCUCACGAUCUUUUACGAGCGGAUGCUCUUAGAAUGGAGGUAAGGACAGGAGCUGCUCAAGUCGAGGGAGGGAUCCAUGGACUAAUGUCAUAUGAGAAGAAACCAUUCUAGUUCCUCCUGUCCGUUUACCAUUGCAAUGGUUGUAACAUGGGCAUCAUUCUCUAUCUGCCAUUACAGUGGUUGAGACAUUGGGCAUCAUUCUCUGUACCAUUACAACAAUGUGUGAUUGAACCAAUAAAACAGUGCUUUUUCGGUUUGC